This is a messenger RNA of Penicillium nucicola, 1077 nucleotides long. RefSeq lists its product as uncharacterized. The record is from RefSeq and is a predicted model, not a curated record. The transcript has a single exon. Lineage: Eukaryota; Fungi; Ascomycota; Eurotiomycetes; Eurotiales; Aspergillaceae. Bases 1 to 1077 code for a protein of 358 amino acids.
AUGCAAAAUUCACCCAAUCUCAAGCGUCUUUCUGAGUAUCUUUCAAACUCCACACUUUCAGGCCCCCUUGAUCUUACAGCCGAUCCCACUACCUUGCCAGACAUCGAAACGCGGGAACUCAGCUCCUACUUUUAUCAUGCUCUCAGAGGAGGUGCCCCAAGUAAGAAGGGUCCUGCGACUGCUCACAAAGUCCCAGGUCAGAAUACCCGUAUAAUCACAACCAAACCCCCUACCAACAUCGGGAGGGCGGGAAGGACAAAGCUAGCCGAUCACACAAAAAAGUAUAUUCCCACUGUUUUGCGCUCAGCGGGUCCUGCUGGCCAGCUGGGUUACAAAGUUGGCCCGGGUCUGAUUGGCCCUCUGAAGCCUGAAAUGGAAGAAUUUCUCGAUCUGUCUACUCGGGUGGUGGUUGUAAAUGGAGAUACUUAUGAUGUUGCCGUCGCCCUUCAUAAUGCCCGUGAUAUUAUGGAGCAUGAGGAUCCUAUGCCAGUCUGUGUACUCAAUUUCGCAAAUGCUUUUACCAUCGGUGGAGGCUGGAAAAAUGGCUCCCCUGCCCAGGAAGAGCAACUUUGCUACAGAAGCACACUGACCGCAACUCUUUUGCCCCGGCUGUAUCCUAUGGAAACCAAGGAGCUCAUUUACUCGCCUCAAGUGUCGAUCUUGCGUGAAAGUGAGAAGCGAGGGUAUCAUAUGAUGUGGCCGAACGCGCAAAGUCCGCUCCCGGUAGUCAGUGUUAUUAGCAUGGCUGCGCAAUCCAAGCCAACAGUGACUGCCGCAAAUAAGUAUCAGAAUAUAAGUGAUCGCAACCUUAUGAAAGACAAAAUGCGAAUGGUUCUACGCACGGCAGCACACAAUCGUCACCAACGCUUGGUUCUGGGCGCCCUUGGCUGUGGUGCGUUUGGUCACCCUAAACAAGAGGUGGCUGAUUGCUGGAAAGAGGUCCUCGAGGAUGUCGAGUUCCAGGGUUUUUUCGAACUGAUUGUUUUUGCCAUCUUUGAUCCAGGAAACGACGGUAAUUUUCCGGUAUUCCACCAGACUUUGCAUAAUCUGGACAUGUUUUACGAGGCUACACAGUAA